This is a messenger RNA of Petromyzon marinus (sea lamprey), 7888 nucleotides long. Its product is annotated as leucine-rich repeat-containing G-protein coupled receptor 5. The record is from RefSeq and is a predicted model, not a curated record. Gene Ontology annotation, biological process: activation of adenylate cyclase activity; adenylate cyclase-activating G protein-coupled receptor signaling pathway; hormone-mediated signaling pathway. Gene Ontology annotation, molecular function: protein-hormone receptor activity; protein binding; G protein-coupled peptide receptor activity. Gene Ontology annotation, cellular component: plasma membrane. NCBI's taxonomy places the organism in Eukaryota, Metazoa, Chordata, Hyperoartia, Petromyzontiformes, Petromyzontidae.
GAUGAAGAAGCAGAGAGAGAAUGGAACAUCUACCCCCGCGGCGUCCCCGCGUGCUUGCGAGUGUCGGAGCGCGAGAGCCAAUGGAGAGAAGCCUUGUGUGUGUGUGGGGUGUGUGUGUGUGUGGGGUGUGUGUGUAUAUAUAGGGGCGGGGGCCAAUCGCGCUACGAUGCGCAAUGUUCCACUUUGCGCUCCUAUAAAGUAAAGUGCACGACGAGCGGCGAACACGAGUCUCAGCUGUGGCUGUAGGCACGCUGUUGCUGCUGCUGCUGUGUGUGUACACCACACGUGCGUGUGUGUGUGUACGGCAACACGGCUAUAGGUACACGAGUGGACGCGCUUCAUUCUUGACGCCCGACGUAAUCUCCCUCCCUCUCGUAUAUGUGUGUCAACCAGCGACUCGGUUUCCCAGUGCGACUCCGCGUUUCGAGUUGCCUCUCUCUCGCUCUCUCUCCCAGAGGCGCGAGUUGUAGCAACAGGUAACAACUCGCCCACAGGCAAGCAGCUGGAGAGACAGAUACACAGAGAGAGGGACACACGCGCAACUGAGAGCUAUGCCAGUCUCGCCGCGGAAGGCGGUGCUGUCCUUGCUGCUGCUGCUGCUGGUGCUGUGUGGGACAAACUGCGCGGCUCGCCCGGGGGAAGGGGGGCGCUGCCCCCCGCGAUGUCGCUGCCAGGAGGAGCCCCGCGUCCUCAGGGUCGACUGCUCCGAGUUGGGGCUCACGUGCCUCCCGGCGGGCAUCAGCCCGCUCACCACCUUCCUAGACCUGAGCAUGAACAACCUGACGUCACUGAAGCCGUUUGCAUUCAGCCACCUGCCGCUACUGCAAGAACUGCGAUUGGCUGGCAAUGACUUGGCCCAUGUACCUAAGAGCUCCUUUGCAGGACUGGGCAGCUUAAGAGUGCUAAUGCUGCAGAACAACCAGCUGAGGGAGGUGCCCAGAGAGGCACUGCGAGACACUGCAGGGCUCCAUUCUCUACGCCUGGACGCCAACCACCUGUCGCGCUUGCCGGCGGGAAGCCUGCGCGGCGUGGCCGGCCUGCGCCACCUGUGGCUGGACGACAACGCGCUGACGGAGGUGCCCGUGGGCCCGCUCAACGAGCUGCCAGCCCUUCAGGCCCUCACGCUCGCCCUCAACCGCAUCGCGCACAUCCCCAACGGCGCCUUCCGCAACCUCUCCGGCCUCGUCGUGCUGCACCUGCACAAUAACCAGAUCCAGAGCCUUGGUGAUCGUUGCUUCAAUGGCCUGCACAACCUUGAGACUCUGGAUCUUAACUACAAUCAGCUCUCUCAGUUCCCAAAGGCCAUCAAAGACCUGCCUAACCUUAGGGAGCUAGCAUUUCACAGCAACAGAAUCGAGAUGAUUCCUGAGCAUGCAUUUCGGAGCAACCCGCUCCUCAAAACCAUCCAUUUCUAUGACAAUCCCAUCCGAGUUGUGGGGAAGACUGCGUUCCAGAACCUGGCGGAGCUGCAGACUCUAUUGCUCCGUGGGGCUGCUGAAGUCGACUUUCUGCCGAUCCUGAAUGGCACGACGAACCUGGAAAGCCUCACUCUAACUGGGACCAACAUUUCUUCACUUCCCCAAGACUUCUGCAAGCAAAUGCACAAGCUGCAAGUGCUAGACCUGUCUAAUAACCACAUCCAGACUCUUCACAGCCUCCAGGGAUGCCUGGCUCUAGAGGAGAUAUCUCUGCAGAACAACGAAUUGAAAGCAAUUGGGGAAGACACUUUUCAAUAUCUUGCCUUCUUGAAAUCACUGGAUCUGAGCGAGAACAAGAUCCAAGAGGUCCACCCACAUGCCUUCCUCACCCUGCGCGGCCUCAGCAAACUAGACUUGAGUUCCAAUGGACUCUCGUGGGUGCCAACGGAAGGGCUGGAGGGACUGGUGCACCUGAAGCUGGGGGGAAACCCCGCACUCAUCCACCUCAACCCCACUCAGCACUUCCCUCACCUCCGGACACUGGAGGUGCCCUUUGCGUACCAGUGCUGCGCUUAUGGCUACUGUGAGACGCCUGUCUCUGGACAAAACCAGUGGCUCUCAGACGGAGAGGAUAUCCAAAAGAGAGACGUUCAAACGUACCUUGGCCAACCAGACAUAUACGAUCUGGAUUCUGAUGAGUUCUUCUUGGAGCUGGAGGAUGACCUCAAAUUACAGCAUACUGUGCAUUGUACACCAACGCCAGGGGCCUUCAAGCCAUGCGAGUACCUGCUGGGCAGCUGGAUGGUGCGCCUGGGCGUGUGGUUCAUCUUCCUGCUCGCUAUCUCGACCAACGCCGUGGUGGCGCUCGCCACGUUCUGCUCGUGCCAGCGGCUCACCUCCCUGCGCCUGCUGCUAGGCCUCCUGUCGCUCGCCAACCUGCUGACGGGCGUUUACAGCGGCGCGAUGGCCGGCCUCGACGCCGCGACCUACGGCCGCUUCGCCGAAUUCGGCGCGCGCUGGGAGACGGGAGUUGGCUGCCGGGCACUGGGAUUCACGGCCGUGUUCGCCUCCGAGUCGUCCAUCUUCCUGCUGGCGGCGGCCGCGCUGGAGCGGGCCCUGAGCGUAAGGCGGCUGUCCAGGCACGGCAAGGCCCCGUCGAUGCUGCCGGCCUGGGUCAUGGCCGGCAUCGUUCUGGCGCUAGCGGUGGCCAUGGCCGCGUUGCCUCUGUUCCACGUCGGCAACUACGGGCAGUCUCCGCUCUGCCUGCCACUUCCCAACGGAGACAGCUCAUCCCUGGCUUACCUUGCCACGUUGGUGUUGCUCAAUUCGCUCGCAUUCCUCAGCAUGGCCAUCACCUACACCUGGCUCUACUGCUCACUGGAGAAGGAAGAUCCACUAGAUCCCAGCGAAGGGGCCAUGGUGAAGCACGUGGCCUGGCUGAUCUUCAUCGACUGCGUACUUUACUGUCCCGUGGCCUUCUUUUCCUUUGCAGGACUGCUACGUUUAGUCCUCGUGGAGCCUGAGGUGCCCAGGACCCUACUUUUACUGCUGUCCCCUCUCCCUGCCUGCCUCAACCCUCUGCUCUACCUGCUCUUCACCCCGCUCGCACGACAGGACCUCAGCCACCUGUGGAAGCGGCUGGUGUGGCGGCACUACCGCGGCCCUGAAGACGCCGGCUGCGACAGCUCCUCCACCGUUUCUGCCGAAGCGACGCAGCUCUCGUCCGACCCGCUGGUGCAGGAGGUCUGGAAGCCACUGUGGUCACCGGGGGUGCGGCUGGUGCCUUGCCAGCAGAGCAGGCGAGGGGGAGGGAGGGGUUCGUGUGACUCGGCCUACACAGACGAAGAGGGCUCGGUUAUCUCCGACGCCUCGUCCGAGCAGCUGCAAGCCUGCACCCGGGCCUGCUUCUACCAGCCACGGGGGAAGCUGCUGCCCUAAGUGGUGCCGGAAAAUGGACACGUGCACAACACACGAAAAGCAGGCGGGCAGUGAUGCAGCUGCCACUGCCAGACAAGAGCCUCUGACCAUUCAUUCGAGUCAUCGCGUGUUAUGCGAAGCACCAAGGAACCGUACAUGCUCGCUUAGGGCACUCUUAUAAAGAAUGCCGAUGUUUUUCCAUCCAUCCUUCCUGACUCCAUUACCACACUUUACCCACCUCCCCUUGCCCAUGUUGCCGUUUUGACUAAGUAGACACUUUUACAGAUGUAACCUGAUGUAUAAUCUGCUUGCAAGUAUUUAGUUGAAUGCUAACAGCAUGGGUUAUUUCCAUCCAGUUCAGUAACCGUUGUUAUCUAUGACUCAUUCAUGAAGGAGAAUCACAAUGGCGAUAGAGAUGAACCGUCUGUGAUUAACAAACGUCAUAACCGUACAAACUAGUGUUGAUGGUGUUUUGUGGAAAGGUUCCAGGUGUGAACUUCAGAAAUCCCACAUCUAUGGCCCCAACUCCCACACUUCUGCUCUACUUUCCCAACUCCACUGGCUCCUUGUCCACUAUCGCUGUUUUUUUAAAUUUCUCACUCUCAUUUAUAAAUCCCUCCACGGUCUUGCCCCACAAUUUCUUGCUUCUCUCAUCUCUCACUACCCUGUCCCAUCCCAUCCUCCACUCUCCCAAUGUCUACCGUCCCUCUCUGUGCCACCCUCGCCCUGCGUCCAGUCUCGCUGUCCCGCUCCUCUUCCCGUCUCGCUCCCCUACCCUGGAACCAGCUCCCACUGCAGCACACGGAGCAAUAAUCCUUAACCACCUGCUUCCACUCCUCCCUUAAAACAACCCCCCUCUCUUCUCCCUUGCCUGUCCUACUGAUACUCCCUGCCCUGGCCCCCCAGGCUACGACCAGGCCUACCCCGACCGCUGUCACAAUCCCUAUUCCUAUCACUACCCCUAUCACUACCCCUACCACUAUCCCUGUCACUACCCUGACCGCUGUCACUACCCCUACACCAAUCCCUCCUUAAACACGCCCACCUGUCCUCCUUACUAUCACCCAAACUACACCACCACUUUUAAUAACCCCACUCUUUUUUACCACUAUCAUCUAAUAUACAACUUUGAAUAAGUGUAAAGCGCCUUGGACGAAGGCACUAUAGAAAUCUAUAUAUGAUAAGAUUUCUACAGCUAUUUACAUGUUAACACCUCUAGCCCACAAAACAUUGUUAUUGAGACCCCAGUGAUAUUUGCCUUCAUAAAAGAUUCAAAUAAUGGUAUUCGUGGUCUGACUGCAAUCAGCUAGCAGUGUAAUCGAAGGUCACGCUUUGACCUGAAAUUUAAUUUCUUGUGAAAGAAUUGAUAAUAGGGUUGAAAAACAAGCUGCAAUACUACCCUUUCAUUUUCAAUCAAAGAAAACAUAUUCUGCUUUAAAUAAACAAUGAUGAAAACCCAAUAUUUUUUCUUCAACAGUUAUUCGAAAGAACAGGGGGAAAGAAAGGUGGAAUAAUAUGGAAAACGACAGAUUGCAACGUGGAGACUCAACAGUGCAGAGAUGCAAAACGUUCAUAAUUUGACAUUAAUUACUUUUCAGCUGGCAGAUAUUACUUGAUAAGUAAACCGUUCAAAAACAAGCCUAAUUAAAUCUGAAUAAAGCACGUAAAGAAGAUUCAUGCGAUACACAUUUCACAUUUUAGUUGGUAUGUCAAUUUGCUUAACACGACAUUGUUCUUAUGUUGGCAAUCUGUUACUGCUGCAUCUGCUGCUCUAAAACCACGUUGAUACAAACGUUUAAACAAACCUUUUGCAAUCACCCAUUUUCCGAUAUGUGGUGUAUAAACAACAGUUCAUAAUUUUAAUAUCUUCACUCUGCUGCAUUGAAUUGACAAUGUUCAAAUGAUUAUUUAAGGACGCAUUUGAUCAACAAUGCAAAUUUAACCGUGGUAUUUUUAAAAAAAUAUAUAUUUGUUAUCAUAUGCUGAUACUUGGUCAAGUAAGAAGCCGGAUAUAACCUUUGUUUAAAACAUACCACUGUUAAAGCAUUGUAUAGAGAUAAUCAUAAACUAACCAACAAUAGUUAGGUUAACAUCUAUAAAGAGUGAGGAGGGGACUGUUUGAGAUCCUUUCUGACAGCCGUGGCUAACAAUACAAGCAAUCGGAGUGUACAGCAUUCUUAAAAUGUUUGUGUCUGUGCCUGUGCACUUGAGACUCAAUGGGUGUUGUAUUGUGGGAUGAAUGCAGAUCCAGACAUGCCCAUUUGUCCACGCCUCAUUACCUAAUCACGUUAUUCACCAACAUCACUGUAAUACCUUCAAGAAGAAACAUGACUGCAACUGACACCACAAGCUUACACAUAUAUACCUACUGUGGCCGAAUACACAUUUGCAAAUAACUCACACUCGUUUUUACGAAUUGGGUGAGCACUAUCUCCAGUAACCUGGACAUUCUGUAUAUUAGACCGCCACAAUAUGUAGAAUUGGAGUUUAGUUGUUGUCUAGAAUGUAUAGCAAAUGAAACUAAUUUAUUUUAGCUUUGGAAGCACGAGAUAAAGCCUACACUAUUCAGUCCAGCGGGCUGAAUAGUGUCAUCGUGGAAGAAGGCAUUCUUCCUUGGAACCAUUAAAUGUCAUGUAAAGUGAACGCUUUUUAGCGAUGUUUCUUAUCAGACAAGCUUCUUUGAUGUGACAAGCACAUUUUUGCUGGAGUGGAUCUGAUAUCAGAAACUUUGGAAAAUUCCUAAAGCGUGUGCAACGGUAAGACCAGUUAAACAGCCAUAUUUUGGGGGAAUGGUUUAUCUCUGGCUUCAAUUGCUAAAUACGUUAUAUUAUCCCAAGUGCUAUCUUGGCUGGAGUGCAUUCCACAAACCACUGGUUAUUUAAACAGGACAGUUAUCAAUUGUGCAAUACAUUGCCGAAUUAUGAAACGAAAUAAUCAUAAGUGAUUCUCAGCAAAGGUCUUCACUGACAUACAAGGAGUUAUGACGGCACCACAGUAACAACAGAACGCUCUUACCAGUAUACUUUUAAUGAAUUUAAAAUUAACUAUAUUUUAGGAAGUGCAUAUAUCCAGGAAAAAAUGUAAGCAAAGUCUAUAUGGGUACAGUAUAUUUUUUAUAUACAUAUUGAAAUUUAACUGUACUAACUUGUAUUUAUUUUUAUGGUUGAGUGAUUAUACCUAUUGUUACAAUUGUGGGGUAUAAUGCAACAGAGUGCUUUACAGUUACCAUAUUACAUACACAGUAAAGUCUAUAUUAAAUGUAAAUCACAGAUUGAUUUAAAAGCAUGCAAUAUAAAGGGAACUGCUGUGAUGUUUUUUUUGUUUUAUUUUGUUUUAAAGAAAACAUGCUGGCUAUAUCUACUCUUCGCCCGUUAUGAUAGCGUGUAUAUACCGUGUAUUUAUUCAAAAUGUAGAGACUCCUAAGAUUGUUGAUACUUUGAGGGAUGUACAGACUCAGUCCUCUGCUCGCCUUUGUGCUGUGAUUGCUAAAGGAUGCUGUAGAUGAAUACAUUAAAAAAGAGAUGAUCUAUUGUCUAUAUAUUAAUAUUCAGUGAACCGUAUCCUAUUUUGUUUUCAGAAAUCGUUUCUGGCAUUUUGUAUUUUGUUGAAGUGACAUGGGCCUUUAUAUUACAUUGAAAAUAAACUUUAAAAAAAUCCUCAGCAAUCAAUGUCUGCCAUUUUUAUUGCGUGCAAUAUUCAAUCCUGCCGUCCGAAAGAAUAAGAAGACAAAUCUCAGAUGGCAGUCUGGAACUUGAACUACUUAUGAUCUCAUCGGUGUUGGUUCAUUACUCUGCACAAGCAUUAACAUUAACGCUCGUGCUUAAGAGCUUUAAAAUCCUGCGAUGGAACAUUAAGGGAUACAUUUCAUGAGGCUUGACAUUUAUAGACUUCAUAGACAUGGGCUGGAUUUCAAUUAUUAUAGCGCACCGUUCUUUUAAUUACAAUUUAAUGUCAGUAAAUUAGAAUGAGGAAAAAUUACUAUACAUUUAAGAGAGCAUGUUAGAGGUGAUAUAAAACUGAUACAUUAAUAAGCCAGAUCUAUCAAUGCCCUUUAUUUAACUAGUUGAAAGCUCUUUAUCAUUUGUGAUAUGUUUUUUAAACAUAAGAUUGAAAAAACAAUGCAUAAUCAUUCACACUGCCUUGUGACUGAAGAGCACAUACCAUAACAAAUCCACUUUCUCUGAUGCCGAUGCCAUGCUUGUUAAAAGGGAGUGUUAUACAAUACAACAAAUACGAACGCUCAAUAUAAGAGACUAUAUGAUCUGCGUUUGUCUAUCAUGCAUUCUGCCACUUAUGUAUAUGAUGAACCUUGGGUAAAACUCACUACUCGGAGUACAUAUUUUACCAAAAGGUUUUGACUUGAUGAUAAUCAUUUAGGGGGGGUGGGGGGUGAGUCAGCCUUCAGCAGGGAGGGGGCUCAGCCCCCUCCAGCCCCCACCCCAUGCCUCAUGAAUGACCCUGACUAAGCCAAUGUAGUUUGUUACCACCACAAAAAAAAUGUCUUCUAAUAAAUGUGGUUCCAUUCCCUCCAAAACACCCCUCCUCAUAUCGCA